Molecule: messenger RNA, 12120 nt
Organism: Balaenoptera acutorostrata (minke whale)
Lineage: Eukaryota; Metazoa; Chordata; Mammalia; Artiodactyla; Balaenopteridae
Gene: CCDC138
Product: coiled-coil domain containing 138
Exons: 16
Coding region: 55-1980 (641 amino acids)
Source: RefSeq, a predicted model, not a curated record
GUCCGCCCCGCCCGGCCGCGCGCCGUUACCAGGGAGACGACGGCGGCCGCGGCCAUGGAGCUGAGGGUGGUGAAGCCGCCCGGGCAGGACCUGAUGGUGGAGCGCCUCAAAAGCCGCUACGGCGUGGGGGGCGGCUGCCCCGCCGAGCCCGGGCGCCGGCGGCCGGACGUGGCGGAGCGGCGGCGGCGGCCUCCCCGCACCCCAGAGGACUUCGGUUUCUACUCACGUGGAGAUGAAGCUGGUCCGUCGCUGAGAUGUUACUCUGAUGAGAGGAGGCGCGGCCCCGCAUCCCCCCGUGGUGCCCUCAAGCGCGGGACCGUCAGUUGGCAAGAUGAUGAACUGGAUUCUUUUCAAGAUUUAAAACAACAGGAAACAGAAGAAGAGUUCAUUGGGAAUGAUCACAGAGUUAGUACCUCCGAAAUAAACAAGCAGUCUUUUAAAGAGAUAAACAAAGCAGUUGCCGGGCCAACUAGUUCGGCCUCAGAUUCAAGGAACUGGACUGACUGUUGCAGUGACGCCAGUGACUCUCCUUCGAAACGUGUCAGCUCCCCAGCGUCCAGAGCCUCAAACAGGCAGGGUGUGCUUCCGCGUCAGGUCAGCCAGAUCUACGAUGAGUUACUCCAGAUAUACCAGAAACUGCAGUGUGAAACUGCAGCACAACAGGAAUUUGCUGAAGAGCUUCAAAAGCGAGAACGUUUUCUGGCUGAGAGAGAAGAGCUGCUUUUCAGACAUGAAAGUGCCUUGAAUAAAAUUAAAGGUGUCAGAGAAGAGGUUCUUACAAGGUUCCAGAUCUUGAAGGAGCAACAUGAUGCAGAAGUGGAGCACUUAACUGAAGUUCUUAAGGAAAGAAAUAAAGAAAGCAGGAGGCUAAGGUCCUCUUUUGAUGCAUUGAAAGAAUUGAAUGAUAGCUUAAAAAAACAGUUAAAUGAAGUAAGUGAAGAAAACAGGAAGUUGGAGGUUCAGGCUAAAAGAGUUCAAGCUCGUUUAGAUAAUUUACAGAGGAAGUAUGAGUUUAUGACAAUACAGAGAUUGAAAGGAAAUCCCCACGCCGCUCACGAAGCAAAAAGUUUAAAACAGGAAAAAGUACCAGUUUCAAAACCUUAUAAGGUACCACUUAAUGGACAAGUUUAUGAACUUCUAACUGUCUUCAUGGACUGGAUUUCGGAUCAUCACCUUAGCAAAUUGAAACAUGAAGAAUCUGGAAUGGAUGGUGAAAAGGCACUACCCACAUUUGCUUCUCAGAGAAAUGAUAUUCAGCAGAAGUGUGUGAAGCUUUUGCCUGUGAUGACAGAGCAGCUACAGUGGAUGCCUUUUGUGAAUGCCAAGCUUCACGAGCCUUUUGUAAAGUUUAUAUAUUGGUCUCUAAGGCAGCUCGAUGCUGGAACACAGCAUUCGACUAUGACGUCAACAUUGAGGAGAUUGGGUGAAGACAUAUUCAAAGGAGUAGUGACUAAGGGCCUUCAGGAUAAUUCUUUCGAGCAUUCUGUGGAGAGUAAACCAAAGACAGCUGCUUUCUUUAAGAGCUCCAGUUUACCGCUGAGAUUUUUAUCAACUUUAAUUGUUCUCAAAACAGUCACACAAGCCGACCUCCUGGCGCAGGCGUUUGACUCCCUGUGUCUGGACUUGAAGGCGGAUGAAGGGAAGAACCUGUUCUUGGAGUGCCAGGCUGUCCCGGUGGUGCUGAGCCACCUGAAGGUCUCCAGCAAAGGGCUCCUGUCCAGCGCCAUCGACAGCCUGCUGCAGAUGACAGUGGAGUCCAGGUUCCUGCAGCCCUUCCUGGAGGUGUGCAGCUGCUCCCUCUUCUUCCGGACCUGCUCGGUGCUGCUCCGGGGCCCGAAGCUUGAUCUCCACAUCCUAGAGAAGCUCAGCAUCAUCCUACAGAAACUGUCCAAAAUCAAAAUCUGGAAGAAAGUCUCAGGAAAUUUGGGCCUCUUCAAAAGAAGGGGCCACAGGGCACAGGCCGAGCAGGAGCUGAGCUGAGAGCCGGAGUCCAGUGGGGACUGAAGGCCUGUGAGCACACGCCAGGGAUGAUGGGCCGCCACCUGCAGGAGAAGAAAAGCAAGCCAGCUCCUGCGAUGCCAGAGGUCGAUCGGGAGGACUUACACCUAGUGAGCAUGCCUGUCGUCGGUGUUUUCAGGUUUGCAGGUGUUCAGAAGUUAUCCGCUUACGUACUAUUCCUGAGGAAAGAAACUGCACAGAUUAUUCUAACCAACUUAAAAUUGAGUUUAUUAACUCAACCUCGUACCAAAAGACUGUAGUGGGCUCUGAAACCACUGAAACGUAAAUAGGUUUAAAGAUUUGUUGUAAUUUGUGUAUAAAAUGGAAUGAAAUGUUAAAUUCCUCAAAAGGGUAAAUAAUGGGGAAAGCAGUAGUUGAGAGUAUUUGGAUGAGACUCUAUUAAUCGAUGUCAAAAACAGAAUUAACGGGGGCCCUGGGAUCUAGGUGGAGAGGGGGAGCUAGUUAGGAGCAGUUUUCUACAUUUUCACCAUUCCAUUUCACUACUGACUUUGACAGAAAAAUGAAGGAUAAAGAAUGCUUUUGGAAAAUGUCAGAGUAACCACUAUUAAAAGCAGAAGAGAUUGCUUUUAACUGAAAACUAAAAUACGUAUACAGACAUGGCAAAACAUAGAAAGCCAGGAACUUGUGAAGAAUAAAAAUACAUAUUUAGGAUAAGUAAGGGAGGUUUUUAAAAUUAUGAAUAAAUUCUGUAUUGCCCUAUGUUGAUAAAUUUGCAAAUCUGGAUGGAAUGGACUGUUUUCUAGAAAAAGACAAACUAUCAGAAUUGCCUCAACAAGUCUGCAAUAGAAAAUCAUUAAAGUCUUAUAAAAGCGUGAAAAUUAAUUUUUUAAAUGACAUUAAUUCCACAUGUUUUGCAGGUGAAUUGUUUUAACAUUUCAAAGAGGAAAUAUUUAAAGCUAUUUAAACUGGCCCAGAAUGUAGGAAAAAACAUUCAUUUUAUACAGAUAGCAUGAACCCAGUACCAAAAAUUGUCAAAGAAAGAAUAAAAGGUUCAAAAGUUUCAAAGAAAUAUGAACAAAUCAACACCAACCGUACGUUACAGGAACAUUAAUCCACGACCAACUAGGGUAGCAUGCGUUCUAGAAAUACCAGGUUGGCUUUCUGGUAAUAAAAAAAUAUAUAGUUUUCUGUAUUUGCUGAGCAAAGGUAGAAAGCCAUACACUCUAUAAUUCAACUUAGAUUCCUGAUAAAACUCACUACAGUAUGUUUAAAGGGCCAUGAAAUCAGCAAAGUUACUGUGACACACUGGACACAUGCCUGUUAAAAGUCCUGUGACACAUGGUGGAUGUUUAAGGAAGCGUAACAUUGGGGAAGGAGGUGCAGGUGAGGUGCCCACCUGGGGAGCUUACGGAACCUUAGCAGGAUGUCCGGUUACAAGAUAAACGUACAAUUGCAGAGCUUUUAAAUACUCCAGCAAUCACUAAUUAGAAAUUACUGUUUCACUUCAGUGUUAGUAGUGAAGUUAAUAGUUUACAUAAUAAACUUUUAUAAAACAGGAAUCAAAUGUUAACAAGGUUCAGAACCUAAUGAGCAACUGUCCAAGCUUGGCUGCCAGACAUCGGGGAGGAUUUGAUGGGGACGGACUCCGUGUUCCGGGUGGGAGGCCACAUCUCCCCGAGUUGCUCUACAUUUCAACUAACACUAAUCCCAAUCAGAAUUCCAAAAGAAUUGUUUUUAGAACUUGGGAAAAUCAUCGUAACUCAUCUGGAAAAAUUAACAGGCAGGAUUAGAGAAAGAAGUUUUUGGUACUUGUCAACGCUGAGCUGAGUUCGUACUUGUGCUGUUGUUUAAUCCUCGUCAGAGCCUUGCACUGGGUCUUGUCAUUGUCGCCCUCACACAGGUUGGAAGAGACACGGGCUGGGGAGACCUGCCGCGAGGGGGAAGGGGAAGGCGAGUGCUCGCGGUGCUGGGUUUCACCCGGCUCUGGGUGGGGCUCACGACCUCUCCUCCAGCCCCCAUGCCUGCUGGAGUGAGAAGCAGUCACAGGUAGAGAGCCUGAUUCCAGCGGGUGGCGGACUCCAUCCCCCAGGUUUGGUGCAACUAAGAAUGUCAGGGACACGGCCCCCCGCCCCGCGCCCCGAGCUGGUGGCAAAGCAGAGGAUCCUUGGGAGCCAGAACUGAGGGCGACGCAGAAGAAUCAGGUGGGUAAUGGAGGCCUGGGGCCCAGGGGCCCUGAGCCAGGAAGGCAGAGACGAGGGGCCAUCAGUGGGGUGGGUUGAACCGUGAUCCCUGCAGAGUUGGGACCCCUGAAGGCAACACGUGUGAUGAAAUUGGGGAAACCCUGGUCUGCGGAGGGCGAGUGGGGGGUGCCUGCCUGAGCAGUGGAGAUGCUGAAGUACGGUAUGAGUCCUGUCGCCUAGGUUUAAAGAAACGAGGUGAUUACAGAUACAAUGAAGAAACAAGGGACUAACAACAUUGACUGCAAAGUUUUGAAAAAUAACUUCUAGAAGUGAAAAUAUAACCAAUGAAAUUAGACAUUCAACGGAUAAGAUUAAAAGGAAAAUUGGCCAUAGCGAUUAUGCAGAAUGCCCAUAGGGAAACAAGAAAAACCUAAACGACUCUCUUACAUAAAGGAUAAAGCAUAAAAAGAGCUAACAUACGUAUAAACGAGCUCCAGAAAGAAGAACUGCAGCAGAGAGAUCUGAAAAAGUAAUGGCUAAGGAUAAAUUACUGAGAAGGAUGGAAGAUAUGAAUCUCCAGUUCAAGAAGCCAAAUGAAUUAGAAGCGAGAGAGGUACAAAGAAAUCGCUACCUAGAAACAUUGUAUAGGAAGAAAUGAAAGAACACCGAAGACCAGCAGAUGCUUACACGUGGCCGGAGAGAGAAGACAGGUUGAUUCAAAGGGCCUGCCGUCAGCCUGGGGGCUCUCAUCAACACCCUUCCCAAGACAGGGGCAAGAGGAGGACAUUUCAGAGAAACCAAAUAUUCACUACCAAUAAAUUCCGCUUAAACCUCUAAAGGGUGUACUUUAGGAAAAAGCAGAAUGGUUUCAGAAGGUUGAAGAGGCAAGAUGAAAUAGCGAAGAAAGUGGUAAAUACGUGAGUAAAACUAAACUCUGUGAACAGCCAUAUUUAAUAUGGCUAAAAAGAAUUAAAACCUGUGAGGGUGCAGGUCUAAAGGGUCUCCAGGUACAGGGAGCACAGUCUGGGAUGCAGAAAGAAAACAGAACUCCUAUUCUCAUUUUUAAUGCUUUGCUGCUGUUUGAAGGUGUUUUUGUACACAUGUGCAGUUUAAAAGUUUACAUGUAUGUAAGCACACAGGUGCACGUAGUGGACGUAUGUUCCAGCCGCUGGUCUCAUUCUGCAUGACUCCACAGCUGACCCUUUUAGUUGCAUUUUCCAGCAAUUAGCAGUCAUUUGUCUCACACAGUGACUGUCAAUCUUGGAUGCACAUUACAGUCGCCUGGGUGGGCUUUAAAGUGUCCUGCCCCACCCCCGACGUCUGAGUUCACCAUCCUGGGGUGUCCUGGAGGGUGUGGAAGCGCCUCAGGUCCUUCUAAGUGUGACAUCGUCCCCACCAGGGCUCUGGGCGAGGGGCUCAUCCAGGUGUGAAGCUGGUGUGUGUGGAAGCCCCGCCCAGGUUCUUGGUCGUCGGCAGGUGGGCUGGGAAGUGCCGGCCCAGGUGGUGUGACCCUGAGCAGCAGGUUUUGCAUCUGGAACCUGGGCUGCCCUGUUGUUUCAGGACACGGAGGGAGGGGUGUGUCAGGCACCGUGCCCGUGUGUGGCACGCUCACAAAAGGUUUUGUUUGAAUGAGGAGACAAGUCAGGACGAUCCUGCACAGGACUGUUGUGAAGAUUACGGGCAGGAGAGCCCUGGGCGGCAGAAAACAAGGCCACGCAGGUGGCUGUCCCUGUCACCUGUGAUUGCUGUGCUCAGGUGCCCUGCGACCGCAGGACACCAGGGUGCCGGCCAGGACAGGGCUGGCCGCCUUCCCGUGGCGGCACCGAGGUGCGGGUUGUGUCUCGUGCCAGCGGAGGUUUUCAGGGUUGGGAGUUCUCCAGAAGCUGUGCUUCUCUAUCUGGUCUUUACCUGUUCUAACUGCUGACCCGCCGUGGACCUUCCGCUAUGUCGUCGCCAAGUCCCCGAGCCCCUUUCCUCCUCGUGUGGUCCCCCGGCCGUCUGGUGUCCACGGGCCCCUUCACUGUUCCCCUCCUUGGGCCUCUUCUUCCCGUCCUGCCUCCCCGACACUCCCCCGCCGCCCGGGCUUCUGCUCCAGCCCCUCUGCUCCCGCUGACAGGGAGGUGGCCCUUGCCGAGGAGGGUGCGUGCCCCUGGAGGGGACAGGGCCAGCUGGGAGCCCCGCCCGGCCUCUGACGGGGCUGCUCGUCUCUCACAGACGCCAGCCAGGAGCAGAGGGACCAGACCCGACUCCAGCCCCGAGAGGGCUCCCUGGAGCAGCCAGGACUCUCCUUUGUAUUGGUUUGUUUACUGAACUUGUAAAAUAAGCCACAUGUACAGAGUUAAGACGCAAAUACUGAUGACUAAGACUUCACUGGCCAAGGGCCACUGCUCCGGCCUGGGUGUGCUCUGUUUUUAUUCCAGCAGAAGUGGUGGCCAUCUCCGUACAGACUGGCCUUGCUCAGUGAUCAUUCUUGGGGUCUCAUUGAUCUGAAUCCCACCACGUAGGCUAAAGCUCACCAGAGUAACCUGUUCUUGGAUUUGUUUCCAGAGAAGCAAAUGACGAGGGAUCGUGUCGCUCUGAGAGGAUGAACGCCCUAGAAAUGGCAGGUUGAGCCAACGAAACAGGCCCGGUGCCGCUGGACCUCCGGCCCAGCGAGAACCGAGAACCGAGUGAACCGAGGCCGCCCCUGCUCCUCCCUGGACGUUUGCAGCCUCGCCGAGGGGGGGCCUCAUCACCAUCAUCACAGAGCAGGGAAGGGGGCACCAAGGGUCCACGGAGGAACGAGAAGAAUACUUAGGUUGCGCUGUGGAGAACGCAGCCUGCAGGAUACACCAAGUAGGUUCUGAAGAACAGCAGCAGACAGACGCAGCACAUGACGAUACUAAACAUUCAGGGCCUAACUGUGAUCCUGUCACAGUGUGUUCCACGUUCACUGGUGGGAACUCGCUGGUUGCUUUAAGCAUACGACUGACUUCCUCCCCAAAAGCAUUUGCUCAGUCAUGUGACUUGUAAUUUUACAAACAUAAACCCGAGACUGGUUUUAAUUUAGUAACAACCAGGAUCAGACCUGUCCCUGGGGGCUGAGCAGUGAACUCAAAAUUAACCCCCUGGUGUGGUCUCUGCCCGGUUCCCAGCGACAGCAGGUGUAGUGAGAGAAUCUGCCAAGAAGGCCUGUCUACUACCUUGCUCUCCCAGCGUCUGCCAAACACUGUAGUUACUGGGAGAACACCUGUUCUGAGAGUUCGUAUCCGCAUUUCACCCGGUGAUUCACGCUGUGCUCACAUCCAUGGAAGGCCUGGCAUCUCCUCCAGCUCCGUUUCAUUUUUGCUCACUUGAACUUUACUUUCCCUGAGGCAGAAUCACAGACUAACCUCUUAUUUGCAGAACAGAAACUGAGGCUUGGGAGAGGAAGAAAAUGGCCCACAUUGGCACGAGCAGGCCAGGUCCCCAGACCCCGAGCCCAGGCGCUCCGUGGCUGCAGGCCCACGUUCCGUGACGGGCUCGGAAGGCGCCACGAGGAAACCUGGGGUUACGUGGCUGGCCCCUCAGGAAGUCGUGAUUUCCUUUUCCAAGCAGAGCCGACCACUUGUUUCUGUUUGAAGCCAGUGGCCUGUGUCCCUGAGCACUGCGGCCGCAGAGGAUGCCAUCCGAGUGCGGAUGAGAGCGGGAAGCGGUGCAGGGACCCCUGGCCCCCAGGCUGGACUCGCGCAGCGGCGUGGUCGGCUGUGGCAGCCCUUGACCGGACGCCCUGCGGACCAGCGCGUGGGGCAGGUGGCAGGGGCUUCCGUGUGACUGGAAGGGCCGCAGGGAGAUGGUGACCCCAGGGCCACGUGGGUGAUUCAGACCCACGCUGAGCCUGGAGCAGGAGGGCGUGGCGCAGGGCCUGCUUUUUGCAGCUUUCCCAGCCUUGGAGCUGUGUUCCUCGUGGGGACACCCGCCCACCUGCUUCAUCUCCCGGAGGAAGCGCUCCCCCCUCGGGUUGUGUGCCGUCUUCCAGACGAACGUCUGUCUCUCCCGGGCUGUGAACUCCCCGCAGCCAGGGACCAGAGGCUUCACGUCUGUCCUCCCGGCACUGCUGGUGCACACGGGUGGCGCCGACCGUGUCCGCGGAGGAGGGAGUGGCGGGCAGGCCGCACGGAUGUGCAGACUCGCUGGGGCUGGCGAGGCCGGCGGGCCGGCGUGUCCACGUGGAUUUCUGUCUUUGGUUAGACCGGGAGACAGGCCUGUCUCCUCCCGUUCCUCAGACCAGCGAGGCGUCCCUGGUGCGCAGGAGACCGCCCAGCCACGGGGUCGGCGGGCCCCGCUCAGGACACGGGGGGCGGCAGGGCGGCGGGUGGCGGGAUGCCCGCCCACUCCAGGAUGUCUGCGCACAGGGACUCCACGGCGUCCAGCCGCUCGAUCUGCACCAGCUUGGUGAGCAGCUCCGGGAUGCUGUAGCCGGCCGUGCUGAUGCGGUCAAAGAGCUGCAGGCCGUCCGUCAUGCCCCCGAUCUCGUCCCGCUUGAGCCCGAAGCUCUCGGCCAGGUGGCGCCACGUCUUCACCACGGCCUUCUCCGAGUUGUACGUGGCGCUGAGCAUCCGGCUGGUCUUCUCCAGGCAGUCGAACGGCAGCUCCGUGGGGCUGAGGCCUGUGCGACAAAGGGCCACGGUCAGAGAUCGGCAGAAGCGCGACACCUUCGAAAAGGCUCUCUAGACUCUCUUUUUUAAAACUAAAAUAAAACACAAAUGCAGAAAACCACACAGGAUAUAUGCUGAAGGCAAACAACUCCCGGGACACUGCCAGCCACACGCGAAGCCCCUCCAUUCCCCUGAUCCAAGCAGCCCUGUUGGAUGCCCUCUAGGACGCGGUGAGCCAUCACCAAUGCCUUUGAUACGGGCCACCCUUAGUCAGGUGCCCCUGCCGGUAUCAGGUCCCUUUAUGGGGACCACGGUCACCUUCAUGAAAGGUGCUCCAAGGACAGCCUGGCGUGGGUGUCAUCUGAGCCAAGUCACUGCCAAGUCAGUGGCCUAGCGUUCCUCAGACCCCGCUGUACAUUAGACUCGGCCAGGGGCACUUAAAAAAGAACGUGUUUCCACUUCUGGAAGAUGCAGUAGACAUGCUCUUCCCUCUUCCUCCUGGUAGCACAGCUGAAGACCCGGGACACACCCACAAGCACAGACAAAAUGCCCAUCAGAAGUCUGCUCUCAGCAAGAAGAAAACACUCGGACGGUAACUGCCUUCUUACAGCCAGACACCCAGAACAGCCCUGCUCCCACUCCCUCCGAGGCCAGCAAAGCUGAGCGGGAGCCUGGGCGUCCACCCCCCGGGAGGCCGUAGCACCAGGUGUGUCGGGAGGGCCAGGUGGGGACAUGGGCUUCCUCCUCAUCAGCUGGUAACAAGCUUCCCCGCCCCCAUGGUGUUGGUGGAGGCCACUCGGAGGAGCAGAUGCCCACCCGCACCCCCAUGGGUGUCAGCGAAGGCUGAGUGGGAACCCGCACAUCCACGACCACCUGGUGGUGACAAGAGGUGCCCCUCCCCCGCACAGGUGUGUCAGAGGAAGCCAGCUGCACAGAAGCUUCAAGUAAGACCCUGAGUCUCAGAACAUCAUAUAAAACUGUUCAGGUUUCCAUAGAAACUCAACUCAUCACGACCAAGAACCAGGAAGAUCUCAAAUGAGUGAAAAAAGACAAUCAGUAAAUGCCGACACUGAGAUAACAAGAGAUGUUGGGAUAUCUGACAAAGAUUUUAGAGAAGCCACGAUAAAAGUGCUUCAACAAGUAAUUACAAACAUAUUGACACUUGAAACAGAUAAGAAAAAAUAGAAAGGUUAACAAAAGAAAGUAUAGAAAACCAAAUGGAAAUGUUAGAACUGAAAAAUGUAAUAAGAUUAAAAGCUCAGUAGAUAUAGCAGAAUAAAGAGGAAAGAAUUAGUGAACUGAAUAGCAGAACAGAAAUUACCUACCUGAACAAGAGAGAGAAACUUAAAGUCACAAGAGCCAAACCCAGCCAGACGGCUGGAGAGGGUCCCCGGGAAGUAAGUGCCCCCUGGCCCUCCGCUUACCUUCCACGACGCCACACACGUUGGCAUACACGUCCAGUAUUUUCUUCCUUCGACUCUGAAUCUACGAAAAAAGGUGAGUAUUAAGUUUCAGAAAGCGGGAAAACGGCAGCAAAGGACCUAAUCCUCCACCUCAGUGUUGCCGGGCAGCUGCCUUCCUCAGUUUCCCAUCAGAAACGCUGAACCGCGUCCUGGCAGGAACAGCUGUCAGAUUCGCAGAAGGAAGCCUCUCCCCUGGGUCACCCGGCUACGGCGCCCUCAUUGCUCACAGGGCCUUCUGGGGCUCCACUGGACACUCAGACUCGAAGACGACCAGAGGCCACGUCUGGCCUCGGUCUGUGUGGCAGGACGGACCUGGGGGCCCCAGCCUGCGGGCGGGUUCCUGCAGGCGCCGAGCCAUGUGGCGCUCUCCUCUCCAGAGCGGGCGGCUCGGGGUGCACACGUGGCCCUCAGAGCUACCAUCUCUUGGGAUGACCCCACAGGCCCCCUCCAGGGGUCGCUGAGCUCGGCAGCCAGGGCGCAUCCUUGUCGGGAGUGACCCCGAGGCUGCACCGCGGCCCCCGCGGCGCCCGCCCGUUCUCUGGGCGGCAGCCGCACGUGUGCGCGUGCGUGCGUCUCGUCUGGGUGGGUAUAUUCCAGUAUGUUUACAAAGGAUGUUGCUGUCCUGCGCUUUCCAAGCCAUUUAAACUUUCUCCUCUUGAUUUGUUAUUUCUCCCUUUCUUCUGUAAAGCUGCAUAAUAAGGGAACUAACUUUUCUGUCCUUAAUGCCUCCUUUUGAACCUGUCUCCUGGCGGGGCUCGUGGGAGGAACCCCGGACUCAGCAGCGCCCGUUCAGCGGAGGGCGGCGUGUCUGGGGGCCGGGCGGGGGCCUCACCCCGGCUGCCUUGGUGGCGGUGGCCGCCUUCUCCCUGGCCAGGUGCACCAGCGACAGCAGGCACAGCUCCGGGGGGCCCUGCCCAUCGUCGCUGUCCAGGCUCCGGUUCAGCAGCUGCUCCUUCUCCGACGAGGCGUCGUUCUCACUACGGAGACAGGGCUAGGGUUAAGGGCGCCCGGGCUGGCUGGCCUCACCUGCUGCCCCAGCAGUGGGACCUGUGGGCGCCGACAGCUGUCCGCGCUUUACCGAGCGGCUCUGGGCACGGGACUCGAGACGGAGAGACGCGGCUCUGGGGCCUCCCCACCUCCCGGCCAUCCACACCCGAGUCUCCACCGAGCAGACGGGGUCCCGAGCCGGCGCCGCACCCCGCAGACGCCUGGAGUUACUGGAAACAAAGCUGAACACAGCCUGCGCCCGGGGACCCCCUCCGACGGGGGCGGGGCGGGGACCUUCGGGAACCCCCACGGGGGGCAGGGGGGCUCACGUCACCCCCCUGCCCCCACCCAGCCCCCGGCCCUAGCCACGCUCUCAAAAUCACUCCACGCGGACGAAGAACAACAUUCUUCCGUAUAGGCACCCUGCUCGCCUCCUGUAGUUUGGCUGAAGAGCGAUUUAAAAACACAGAGCCCUGUGUCCUGGCAAGUGGGUCACAGAAGCGAAGCCCCGCCGCAGCGCCACCUGGAGGUGCAGGACCCGGAGCCCGGCGCGGACAGCAGGCGGGGGCAGCGCGUGCGGCCUGGCGCCCCUUCCCGCUCGCACCCCCGAGGGCCCGCCUGCGCCCGCGCUGGGGGCUGCCGCGCCCGACUCACCUCUUGGCCGACUUCGCCGGAGCUGCCGUCAGCUUCUCGAAUUCGUCCUGCUCGGAGAACAUCACCACGCUGUCUGUGGGGACGGGAGAGGGUCGGGGAGGCGUCAGCGUCCGGCCUCCCCGGAGGGGCCGCGCGCGCCCGGCCCUCAGCCCACCGCCUCCCGGACGCCCGGCCCAGGGGCUGCCCCCAACCUGGGACCUCUUUCUUCUCCUCCUCCUCGCUCACGGGGGCUUCCGGGCUCUUCACGGGGGCGCUGGGGCA